AUGGAAACACUUAGCAAUUACCAAGAAUGCAUGCCAGAAACCUCGUCACAUCCCGUGCUACGGGAAAAAAGUACGUACUCCUCACUGAGUAGUUACAAACAUACUAACAGGACAAUCAUUUUUUUCAGAAAUAAAAUCAAAAGGUCCGCAAGGAACGCAAUAGCGUAUAACACAGUAGAAAAAGAAGAUGUGAAGGAAGACGGAAAGGAAUUACCCAGCAAAAGUGCAACCAAAACAGAGAGCAUGGAAAAGAACGGGGAAAAUAACAACCAGAAAAAUGAAGCCAGGCAAAAUAAUGAACCAAAGGAAGCAAACGAUAGCAAUAUUAAAAGGAUAAACGAAAAUGCCGAAAAAAGAAAACAAGGAUAUAACACUGGUUUAAAAGAAGACGAAGCAGAAAUACAAACAACCGAAUCAGCUGGUGAUGGACAAAAAAGUCAAACGAGUUUACUGGAUAAAAUAAUAAAGGCAAAAAAAAUGGGAAAGGGAGGAAUGAAAAAACUUAUCAAGAAACCAACUAUGCUCCAUACCGCAGAUUACAAUGAUAAAGAUUCAACGGAAGAUUUACAAGAAGAAAAAUCAGAGGAAUGGAAAAAUAACCAAUGGAAUAUCUGGAAGAAGAAAAAUGAAGACGAAUGGAAAAUUUUUAAUACAUCCAUUGAAAAUGAAAAAGACAAUUGGCUUCAAGGCAUAGAAAAAGAAUGGCAGAAUUUUCUAGAAGCUAUGCUAAAUAAAUGGAUUCAUUAUAACAAAAAAAUGGACGAGGAAUACCAAAUCAACAUUCUGGAAAAAUCUUCAGAAUGGGAUGACACACAAUGGAUAAAAUGGAUUAAAACAGAAGGAAAACAAUUUAUGGAACAACAAUGGACAAUAUGGCUUGCUCAAAAGGAAGCACAGCUGAACCACUGGGUUGUAAAUAAAUGGAUACGAUGGAAAAACUCGCAGAUUAUCGAAUGGUUAAUGACUGACUGGAGACUCCAAAAAGAGGCUUCAAUGUCAAAUUAUAAAAUUAUAAACAUGCUACAAAGAAAAAAGAGAAAAGAAUGGAACAAAUGGAGAGAGCGCAUCAACAGAGAAAGGGAAGAGUGGGACGCUUGGGUCCGCUCCAAAGAAAAUAUAUAUAUAAAUACUAAAUGGAAUAAAUGGUCUAAAUGGAAAAAGGACAAACGAUUUAUAUUUAGUAAAUGGGUGGAAAUGUUUACCAACAAACUGAAAAAUGAACGACAAUGGAAAGAAUGGGUUAAAUCAUAA
Molecule: messenger RNA, 1251 nt
Organism: Plasmodium cynomolgi strain B
Lineage: Eukaryota; Apicomplexa; Aconoidasida; Haemosporida; Plasmodiidae
Product: tryptophan-rich antigen
Exons: 3
Coding region: 1-1251 (416 amino acids)
Source: RefSeq, a predicted model, not a curated record